GCCCGGAUCGCAUCCCCUCCCCGGGGCCAGCAGGGAAAGGGUUAAGUGGUCGCCUCUGGCCGGGGCUCGGCCCCCAGCUCCGGGCAGGGCCCUCCCCCACCGCCCCCGCCAGCCCGAAACUCGUUGGAAGUGCAAGGACGCGCACAGGCGAGGGGAGACGCGGCGGCGCGGGUGGGUCCCCACGUCCCCGGGGGAUCUGCGGGGCCAUGGGGGUCGGGGCAGGCUCCAGGCGGGGGCAGCUCUUCCUCCGCUCCCUCCUCUUCCUCCUGCUGGCCGGGACCCCGGCACCGCGCCCGGCGGGCGGGCAGCUGCGCUACGCGGUGCCGGAGGAGCUGGAGCACGGAGCCUUUGUGGCCAACCUGGGCGAGGACCUGGGGCUGGACGUAUCCAGCUUGUCGGUGCGGCGGUUCCGUAUCGUGUCCAGGGCCGGGGCCAGGCAGCACCUGGAGGUGAACCUGGAGAACGGGAUCCUCUUCGUGAACGAGCGCAUUGACCGGGAGGAGGUGUGCGAGGCCGGGGGGACCUGCCUGCUCCACCUGCAGCUCCUCAUCGAGAGCCCGCUGGAACUCUACCGCGUCGAGGUGGAGGUGCUGGACAUCAAUGAUCAUGCACCCACCUUCCCCUGGCAAGAGUAUGUGCUGGAGGUGGCCGAGUCCGCCGUGCUCGGUGCCCGCUUCCCGCUGGAGAGUGCCCAGGAUCCCGACGUGGGCACCAACUCAGUGCACACCUACCGGCUCAGCCCCAACAGGUUCUUUUCACUCGAGGUGCAGACACGGAGCGACGCCAGCAAGUUUGCAGAGCUGGUGCUGGAGCAAGCUCUUGACCGCGAGCAGCAACGUGUGCACCGGCUGCUGCUCACCGCUCUCGACGGCGGCGUUCCCGAGCGCUCAGGCACAGCUCACAUCCUUGUCACGGUGCUGGAUGCGAAUGACAACGUGCCUGCCUUUGACCAGCCCUCGUACGGUGUGAGCCUUCCUGAGGAUGCCCCCGCCGGCACUCUGGUCAUCCAGCUCAACGCCACUGACCCGGAUGAGGGCCCCAACGGGGAGAUCGAGUACUCCUUCAGUGGGCAUGCACCGCCACGUGUCCGGGAGCUCUUCCACAUAGAGCCCCGCAGUGGGCAGGUGCUGCUGAAGGGCCGUCUGGAUUAUGAACGAGCAAGCAUCCACGAGCUCUAUGUGCAAGCCAAGGACCGUGGACCCUCGGCUGUGGCCGUGCACUGCAGGGUGCUCGUGCACCUCCUUGAUGUGAAUGAUAACGCGCCAGAGGUGACUCUCACCUCUGUGUCCACACCAGUGCUGGAGGAUGCCCCACCAGGCACUGUCAUUGCUGUCAUCAGCAUUCUGGACCGGGACUCUGGGGACAAUGGGCGUGUGAGCUGCGAGGUUGGCCCCGAUGUGCCCUUUGAGCUCCGCUCUUCCUUCCGCAACUACUACACGCUGGUCACCACGCAGGCGCUGGACCGGGAGGUUGUGCCUGAGUACAACGUAAGCAUCACAGCACGGGACAUGGGCUCCCCUGCCCUGCUGACCCGCAGUACCCUCACCGUCCCGGUGUCCGACGUGAACGACAAUGCCCCACGCUUCCUUCAGCCCUCCUACAGUGUCUACGUGAUGGAGAACAAUGCGCCAGGUGCCUCUAUCUGCUCUGUCAGUGCAUUGGACCCCGACUGCCAACAGAAUGCCUACCUGUCCUACUCCAUUGCCGAUGGGCACAUCCAUGGCAUGCCUGUGGGCACCUACGUGUCUAUCAACUCAGACAGUGGGCACAUGUAUGCCCUGCGCUCCCUUGAUUAUGAGCAGAUCCGUAGCUUCCAGAUCCAGGUGCAAGCACAGGAUGCAGGUUUCCCCCCACUCAGCGCCAAUGUCACCGUCCACAUCUUUGUGCUGGACCAGAACGACAAUGCUCCGGUUAUUGUUUCCCCCUUGCCACGCAAUGGCUCCGUGGCCACUGAGCUGGUGCCACGAUCUGCUGGGCCUGGCUACCUCGUGGGCACGGUGUCAGCGGUGGAUGCGGAUGCAGGGCUGAACUCCCGCCUCUCCUACCAGCUUCUCCAGGCCACUGACUUCACCCUCUUCAGCGUGGCACCAGACACAGGCGAGCUGCGCACCCUUCGCUCCUUCCUGGAGCAGGAUGCAACGCGGCAGCGGCUGGUGGUGCAGGUGCGGGACGGGGGGCAGCCGGCGCUCUCAGCCACCGUGUCCCUCCUGCUUUCAGUGGUGGAGACCAUGCCUCAGACUCUCUCUGACUUCAGUGAGUUCAGCCUCCCUCCAGAGGCCUCCUCAUCCUCCCCACUCACCCUCUACCUUCUUGUCUCCUUGGGCUCCAUCUCUUUCACCUUCCUCCUUGCCAUCCUCAUCCUCACGGCCAUUCGGUGCCGUGGAGAGCGGCACUCCCUCCAAAAUGAUGGCUGCUCACUGCCCUGCUGCCACUGCUGCCCUGGGUCCAGACCCUCCCCUGAUGGCCUGAAGACAUCCAACCUGACAGCGCAGCCCCCCGCAGGGACCACGGCUGCCACGCGCCUCGACGUGCCCGGGGGUGGCCCCCCAGGCUACUGCUACAAAGUCUGCUUGGGUCCUGAAUCUGCCCAAAGCGACUUCAUGUUCCUCAAACCCUGCAGCCCACCCCGGAACAAUGAGAAGGACCCAGGGAAGUGGUCCCAACCAGGCCAGCCCCUCCAGGUCUCCAAACAGAUCAAGCAGCCCAACAUGGACUGGCUGCCCCAUAGCACACAGCGACCUGCCCUGAAGAGCUCCCAGAGCCUGGAGGAUGUGGGGGAAAUCCACAGAGCCCUCCAGAAGGAGCACGAGAGGCUGUGCGCACUGGUGACCCCUGUCUCUGAGUUCCAGAAGGCUUCAGCAGGCACCAACAGCAUCUGGACACCCCAGUACAGCUCCUUGUACCCAGGGCACAUCCCAGCUCUGGAUUAUCAGCACAACGUCUACAUCCCUGGCACCCCCACACUGCUUUCCAGCAAAGACGGGCCCCUCUUUGUGGGCCGGGAGAACAAGAACAGCUUCUCCACCUUUGGCAAGAGGAAGAAGAUGACAACUUACUGUGACAUGCAUGACAGUGUGGUUAUCAACAACGACCUGAAAUAGUGACCAGUGCUGGACCUGGGUGGUUCUGCCCAAGGCCCUGGGAAUCACUUGCAUGGUUUCAGCUGCCCCAUGUAUGGACCACUCCAGAUUUUGCGAGGCUGCUGAGAUAGUGGCUCACCAGGGCAUGGGGAAAGGAUUGAAGGGGCAAGAGAACUAGAAGCGAUAGGGAUGGGCAGGAGGAGGUGGGACAGGGCAUUUCUCCCAUCUCAUCCUGCAAACCUGUGUUGGCAUCAGGUGCUGUUGGGGGUCCAUGUAACCAGAUUUGAGCAAAUCUGCCUUGAUUUUACCCAUUCUCAUGUCCUCUUAGGGACUGUCCAUCUCUGUAAACAUUGUCACUUUUUUGUCUUGUCUGGCUGUGUGAAUGUACUGAGCUGCAUGCCUGUAUUUCUGUCCCAUGGGCACGGAAAAUGUACACAGACCAAGCCCGGUUCAGUCAACCUGACCUUACAUACUGGGGCAGUGACCCUUGCUCUGUCCCUAAGACCCAGCAGGAUGUGUUGCAUAUUCAGAGCAGCCAUUUGUGUCUGGCUUCUCUGGGACAUAAGUGAAAAACCCAGCCAUUAUGGGUUCUUCUCUUCAGACCCUGACCUUACACAAGCAGAACUGGAGACCAAAGGUCCAGGACACAGCCCAGCUUUGCUCUGGGAGCAGCUUGAGCUGGAGCAAACAGACUGAAUGGUCAGAAGUGCCAGUAGCUUAAGCAACUGAGAUGCACAAGGCGAAGCCCUGCUGGGUAAUUCUCUAGCCCAAGCCAACAUCACCUGAAAUAAAGUUUCCAGCCAUCAGAAGAACCCCAACACAGGUGAUACUGCUCUUCCCUCCCACCUUGUCCUCCCCUGAUCUCUGUUUUUGCCAAGUCCUGACUGCCUGUGGGAACCCCUGCACCAGGGUCCCACCAGCAAAGGACAGACAUCUCCCACUGCACUCUGCUUCUCUUGGAUGACUUUUACCUGACUGGCAGGAGCUCUCAAGGGCAGAACUCCAGCCCCAGAACAGUCUCCCCCCCUGCCCUGCUCACUCUACACCUGUCCACCCAGUCUGACUGCCAGUAUUGCCAAUCGCUCCUGUCACGGGACAGCUCAUUUCCAAUCCAUCUGUGCAGAACAUGACAGCUCUCUCUAAACCAAGUUUGUUUCACAGUGUCUGAUUUGUACCAAUAAAUUGUAUUUUAAUAGCUCA
Columba livia (rock pigeon) is the source of this 4280-nucleotide messenger RNA. Its product is annotated as protocadherin-10-like. Gene Ontology annotation, biological process: homophilic cell-cell adhesion. The coding region runs from base 207 to 3101 and encodes 964 amino acids. The record is from RefSeq and is a predicted model, not a curated record. Gene Ontology annotation, molecular function: calcium ion binding. Lineage: Eukaryota; Metazoa; Chordata; Aves; Columbiformes; Columbidae. Gene Ontology annotation, cellular component: plasma membrane. The transcript is spliced from 4 exons.